AUGUUCAACUGCUUCACGCCGCGGCGCGUCGUCGUCGGCGUCGACGUCGGCACGGGCUCCGCGCGCGCGGGCUCGCGCCUGGCGACGGCGUCCGCGGCGAUCCGCACGUGGACCUACGGCGAGGGCGACUUCGUCGAGCAGAGCGGCGACGACAUCUGGCGCGCCGUCUGCCUGAGCGUGCGCGAGGCCGUGUCCAAGGCCGGGUGCCCCGCGGAGGCCGUCGUGGGUUUGGGCUUCGACGCCACCUGUUCCCUGGUCGUCGUCGACGGCGCGGGCGCGGCCGUGUCCGUCGCCGACGAGCCCGUCGUCGCGGGCGACGACGUGCGGAACGUCGUCGUGUGGAUGGACCACCGCGCGACGGCGGAGGCCGCGGCGAUCACGGCGUCGGGCCACGGCGCUUUACAAUGCGUCGGCGGCGUCAUCAGCCCCGAGAUGGAGAUGCCGAAGAUCGCCUGGCUGAAGAAGCACAAGCCCGAGUGCGUCGCGCCGGGCUGCCGCCUCUUCGACCUCGCGGACUACCUGAGCUGGCGCGCGUCGGGCGACGGCACGCGGUCGACGUGCACCGUCGUCUGCAAAUGGAACUGGCACCCGAAAAAGCACUGGGACGACUCGUUCCUGGCGGUGUGCGGCCUCGCGGACCUCCGGCGGUCCUGCGACAUCGGCGGGGCCUUCGCGGCGCCGGGGGCGGCCGUGGGCAACGGGCUGACGGCCGCGGCGGCGCGCGACCUCGGGCUGCCGCGGUCCGUCGCCGUCGCGUCGGGCAUGAUCGACGCGCACGCGGGCGGCGUCGGGUCCCUCGCGGCGUCGGGCGAGCCGCCGGAGCGGACCGUGGCCAUCAUCGCGGGCACGUCGUGCUGCAUCAUGGCCACGAGCCGCGAGGCCGUCUACGCGCCGGGCGUCUGGGGGCCCUACGCGGGCGCGAUGGUGCCGGGCACGUGGCUCAGCGAGGGCGGCCAGAGCGCCGCGGGCAUGCUCCUGGACCACGUCGUCGCGUCGCACGCCGGCAGGCCCGUGGACUGCCCGCCGGGCGAGGUCUACGACUUGUUGAAUUCGCGGCUCGACGCGCUCGCGCGCGAGCGGGGCGUCGCGGUCUUCGAGCUCGCGCGGCACGUCCACGUGGACCCGGACUUCCGCGGCAACCGGGCGCCCCUGGCGGACCCGUCCCGGGCAGGGAGCGUCGUCGGUCUGAAGCUCGAUCCGACGCUCGACAACCUGGCCGUCGUGUAUCUGGCCACCGUGCUCGCGUUGGCCUACCAGACGCGCCACGUGCUGGAAGUGUUGGAGGCCUCGGGCCACGCGCCCUGCGCCGCCGCCGUCGUGACGGGCGGCAUGGCGCGGAACGCCCUCUACGUGCGCGCGCUCGCCGACGCGCUCGACGUGCCCGUGUCGCUGCCGGAGGAGGCCGAGGCCGUGCUGCUGGGCGCCGCGGCGCUCGCGGCGACGGCGGCGAACGCGCACCCGACGCUCCUCGCGGCCAUGGCCGCCAUGACGCGCGCCGCCGACGUCGUCGCGCCGGACCCGAAGCUCCGGACCUUCCACGACGCGAAGUACGACGUCUUCCGCCGGCUGAGCGACGCGCAGGCCGACUUCAAGCGGCAGAUGGCCGACGCCUGA
This is a messenger RNA of Aureococcus anophagefferens, 1614 nucleotides long. RefSeq lists its product as hypothetical. Bases 1 to 1614 code for a protein of 537 amino acids. Gene Ontology annotation, biological process: carbohydrate metabolic process. The record is from RefSeq and is a predicted model, not a curated record. The transcript has 2 exons. NCBI's taxonomy places the organism in Eukaryota, Pelagophyceae, Pelagomonadales, Pelagomonadaceae. Gene Ontology annotation, molecular function: kinase activity; phosphotransferase activity, alcohol group as acceptor.